AUGUUAACAGCUAGACCUCGCUGGGUCUGUGUCCUGGAGCACGCUAGCGGCCAUGGACCGAUCAGGCAGGCUCUAGGUAAUGGGAAAGAUGCUGUUAUGAAUAAAUUACAGAAGCUCGAAAGAAAGUCUCGGAAAUUAGAGGACAAGUUCCGGUUUCGCUUGAGCGCGUUCGCCAGAAGAGAAAGUGCUAAUAGGGACGCGGCGAACGAUGCGCCAGAAGAUGAGGAAAGUGAGCGAAAAAAGACUUCGAUGACUGAUGGGGAAUAUCGACGGCGAAUAAAAGAGUUGAGGGGUAUGCAUGAUACACUGGUGGCGUGUAUGGAGUGUAUCGAAACCAAUACAACUAAGGUGCUACAAGAUCAAGAAAAAGAUCUCAUGCGGGCCUUCCGAGCUCGAAUGCAAGAUGUAGCUCGAGAGCUCGAACACCAGAGGGAACUGAAGGGUGACUACUCGAUGGAAUUGCAAGCUCGACAUGACGAGAUGUUGGUGGACCUCCGGGCCAGUCGUGAACUUGCGCAGUCGUUCGAGCGGAGGAAUGAACAGCUUGAAGGCGAGAGAAAGGGGCUAGCGGAGGCUCUAGAGGCACAAGAAGAUGAUCGUUGGCGCUUACUCGAGGAACUGGGAACUGUCGUUACUCUACCAGGCGCCGCUAAGGUGUCAUCAGGAUUACCGAGCUCUGGUACCAGCGGUGGCAGUAACGAUGUGCUACUCGAGAACAGUGGAGGGUCAGGAGACCGGGCCAACGCUGAUAUCGGCGGUGGCUCUACUGCUCGCACAAGGAUGACCAAUUUAGCGUAUGAGAGGGAGUUGAGAUAUCGUAAGACCAUCGACGCGUUGAGGGAUCGAAUCAAUAGUGAUAAGUUGUCGCUGAAGUAUCUACGGGAAGCCAUAGACCAGCAGCUGCGACAGCGAUCGGAGAUUGAAGUGUUCCUCCAGCAGUGCAUUGAUGACGUUAAGAACGAGAUAUCCCUCUAUCAGAAGCAACAGUGUCAGAGAGCUACUGGUGACCAGAGGCUCUCCCCUGGGUACUCAGGAGAGGGUUCUCUGGGACUUGGGGAUGCUACGCCCAUGACCGACAGCAUUGACACUGUCCAUGACUUGGACCGGGAGCGGGCGUUGGAGCUGCUGCUGGGACAAGAGAGGAUUGUGCAAGUCCUGCACCAGAAGAUUAUGGAAGGCCGCGAUCGCCAUGAUCGAUCGAUUUAUGAUAACCUUGCGCAUGAGCCUAGUGGAAGCUUCCCAUCGCAAGUACAGUUGUGGUCCAGAGAAGCUGCGGUGCGUGGGCUCAUCUCGGAAGAGUUGCUCCCGCGCCUUCUACUCUGCAGUGGCCCGGAUUAUGCGAUCCACGAUGUGAUCCGUGGAUCUUCUACUAACCGAGGUGGCACUUUCGACAUCGGCGACGUCGCUGUACAGAGCUUUCCAAUAGACGCCUCGCUCUCCAACGGCUACCGUUACGAGCUAACACUACGCCCUGCGAUGUGGGAUGACCCGCAGCUUUCAGACGAAUUCCAAACGACUCCUCAGGCGGGGGCAUAUGAUAUAUCCAAAGCCUUUGAGAAAGGUGUAUUCGUACCACCGCCAGAACCCGAAAAACCUCCGAUUCGAGGAUACAGUGGAGUUAAGCAAACAAGCUACAAGGAGUUUCCCUUCGUUAACUACUUCGACUUGCAUGCUCUCGAUUAUCCUCGUUGUCGCGACCAUCUUAUUGGUUUGGCCGCUCUCACUGGCAACUUCCGUCAAGCAAUUGGCUUUCUCUUCGCUCGUGGUUACGGCAACAUCGACGAUGCCUCGAGGGCUUUUGAUGCUUUUUCUCGAGGAGAUUACGUCGUCUGUGCCACCCUACUGCCUGAGAGGUUCCACGCGGCAUCCGAGGUUCUCCAGAGCCUCUCUGCCGGGGCAACAUGGAGGGAAGCAUUCUUAGCAUGCGAAGCCUCAGAACGUUACAUAUCAUCAGGUCUGGGGUGGAUAUGGAAUGGUGUCGCCUCUCGCCGUGUCACCCUUUCCCGAUCUGUUCUCCCUGGCGAUCUCAUCAUGCCUCCUGAUGCUGACACACCCUUCAUCGUGCAGAACGCCGAGGACGCCAGGAGAUAUACCCUAUCACAAGUUGUUCUCCCUCUGAAUCUCCUGGACAAGUCGCUGCUACCAACAAGCAUCGGGAAUUUCCCUUCAGCGAUAAUAGCGACCAUCCAUCAAGCUGGUGACUUGACUGAAAUUCCUCCAAAGGAGAAGUUCAGACCAUUGGUUUCCAACGCCCGUAGUGUGUACAUUGAUCCUGUCGAUGGAGGUGCCCUUCGUGUCUCAUUUACACUCAAUAGCGGUAGCUACGCUGAUGUUGCUAUGCGAGAGGUUUGCGGGGACCAGAUUCUAUGCAAGUCGGAAGAAGGGCCAAGGAAAGUUGAACUCAAUUUACUGCGCAUGUUUCCCGAUAUCUGUUUCUUAUGA
This is a messenger RNA of Perkinsus marinus ATCC 50983, 2442 nucleotides long. RefSeq lists its product as hypothetical. The transcript has 22 exons. The record is from RefSeq and is a predicted model, not a curated record. Gene Ontology annotation, biological process: pseudouridine synthesis. The coding region runs from base 1 to 2442 and encodes 813 amino acids. Gene Ontology annotation, molecular function: pseudouridine synthase activity; RNA binding. NCBI's taxonomy places the organism in Eukaryota, Perkinsozoa, Perkinsida, Perkinsidae.